Molecule: messenger RNA, 3913 nt
Organism: Poecilia reticulata (guppy)
Lineage: Eukaryota; Metazoa; Chordata; Actinopteri; Cyprinodontiformes; Poeciliidae
Gene: myocd
Product: myocardin
Biological process (GO): positive regulation of transcription by RNA polymerase II; cardiac muscle cell differentiation; smooth muscle cell differentiation
Cellular component (GO): nucleus
Molecular function (GO): transcription coactivator activity
Source: RefSeq, a predicted model, not a curated record
GUUAAGAGAUGCACACAUAUGGCUGAAUGUGAGUUUGAAAUAGGAUCAUAAACAUCCAGCCACACGCCGGCGUCUGCCUGAGCCGAGACGGGCCUCCGAAACAUGAAAUGUGGAAAACAUGUUGUGUUCUGUAAACACUGACUUGGCUUUAUUCCAGCUUUUAGUGUCAAUGAAAGAGUUUUCACAUUUCCCCAUUCACGUGCUUGUGAUGUUUUUGCGCUUAUUUAAACUUGUUGUUUAACUGUAACAGCUAACCGAGGCCGUGGUUAAGAGUCGCUUGUACGUGGCCCCCGGUCUGCCGAGCGUUCGCUUUCACGGUAUCUUUCUCUCUGCUGAAGGGAGGUGACCCAAGAAGAAAUGUCAUCCGCUGGGGAGUGAAGGGGGAGCCAUGAACACUGUGAAAUGCUCAGAGGUCUGCAACGACACUCCACGGGACAGACGGCAUCCCGGUCUCCCACAGAGGGCCACACAUGCUGGCAGAGAAGCUGGACGGCAGACGGACAGGCCAAGCCACAGACCCAGGAAACAGACAAGCGAAGGCAAAAAUGUGCUACAGUUAAGACUUCAGCAGAGGAGGACACGAGAGCAGCUGGCAGACCARGGCAUCAUGCCUCUGAACCAUGGCAAGUUCCCCAAGCAGGAGGACUCGUAUGCCUUUGAGGAAGACAGCAGCAGCGAGAGUCUCUCUCCGGAGCAGAACCACAGUGACGAGUCACAGGGCUCAGCCUGCCCUUCAUCUGACGCCGUUGGCAGUACGGCCUCCUCCUCCUCCUCACCUGCCCUCACCAGCCCACGACAGGGUAGUGCAACCAGAGGCCCACCAGACCAAAGCCAGGAAGAAGGCCUGUCUUCCCCUAACACCAACCAGGUAGCUCCACCAAUACCGGUCCCUGCAAUAGUCAAGUCCAAGACGUCGGACAAGAACCGACAUAAGAAGCCCAAAGAUGUGAAGCCAAAAGUAAAGAAGCUCAAGUACCACCAGUACAUUCCUCCAGACCAAAAGGUGGAGAAGUCUCCUCCGCCCAUGGACUCAGCCUACGCCCGACUCCUGCAGCAGCAGCAGCUGUUCCUGCAGCUUCAGAUCCUCAGCCAACAGAAACAUACUCACACUCAUUCACAGAUGCAGCAGCCUCAAAAGCAGCACAUACACUCCAUGCAGGCCCAUGCCCAGCAGAGACAGCCCACCUUCAGCUACCAGCCUCAGCUGCCAGUCAGCACCCAGAAGGGCCACAGUGAGCAGAUACCAUCUUGCGCCUCUAGUGGUCCUGCCAGCAACUCGAACAGCAACUCCUCUUCUCCCGUCAAGAACACAUUUCCCAAUCAAAACAACGUUUCACCUGUCAAAGUUGGUCCACUACCUGCUAAUCUGGAUGACCUUAAAGUUUCCGAGCUCAGGCAACACUUGCGCAUUCGCGGCAUGCCUGUUUCAGGGACCAAACAGGCUCUCAUCGAACGACUCCGGCCUUUUAAGGACUCCAACGCGGACUCCUCACCAUCAGGGUCCUCCGACAUCACAACUUUAACUUUUCCGGUCACACCCACUGGUUCCCUGUCUUCCUACCAAUCCCCAUCUUCUUCCAGCAAUCUGUCGCAGGGAGGAUACUUUCCCUUCCCAAGUACCUCUUCCACGCCACCCAUCUCUCCGGCCUCCUCUGAUCUCUCUCUCAGCGGCUCCCUCCCGGACAGCUUCAGCGAUGUGCCAAUGUCCUCUCCAAACCAGUUUAACCUGCAGCCAUCCCCAACCCAAACUGCCAUAGAGGAUGGCCUGGGUGCAGGAGGAGGAGGUGCCAGGGCGUGUGGAGGGAACCAGAGAGUGGGAGAGGACGAAAGGAAUGAUGGAAGUUUGGAAGCCGAAAAAGAUAAGAUGCUGGUGGAGAAGCAGAGGGUCAUUGAGGAGCUGACGUGGAAAUUGCACCAGGAGCAAAGACAGGUUGAAGAACUGAAAAUGCAACUUCACAAGAGGAAACGCUGCUAUGGAGCGACUGAGAAUGCUAUCCCUCCACUGCCUCACUCCUCAAUGCUCCACCAACAGCAGGCCACACCUAUGAUGGGCCAGCAUUUUCUGGGGGUGACAAUCAAGCAAGAGCCUAUGUCCUUGUCCUCUAGUUGCCCCCUGUCUUCCUCCAAGCAGCUCAAGAGCCCUCCUGCCAGCUGCAUGGACGAUAUGGGGUGCUGCAACAAUCCCAUUCCAAAUCUGAGCGGUGGUCCUGGUGGGCCACAAUGCAUGGACACAGACCCUUCCUCUGCCAGCCCCUCCACCAUGUCAGCCUUUCUGAGUCCCCAGUGUUCUCCGCAAGAUUCUCCUGUCGGAAAACCCACCAGCAGCUCCCAGCCUCCGUCGCCUAAUAGCCCCUACCUGCUGUCUCCUCUGUUGGGGAGAGACAGCUGUGGACACCCACAUGGACAAGGCAGAGGUCACAACAUGCAGGUGCAGCAGAGGACUGGUAGCCAGCCGUUAAACUGCUCUUAUCCUUCGGACCAAAGAAGCCUUCAGGCUGCAUUUCCCAGCUCACCUGACUGUGGUCUUAACCACAGCGGCCCCAUCAAGGCCGAGAGUCAGAAUAUGCAACCAAAGAUGUCAGCAUUGCCAUCUUCCCGGCAUGUUGGCCUAAAGUGCCAGGUCUCCCCCCCUGCCUUCAGUAGCUCAGAUUCAGAUGCAUCUGACUUAAGACAGCCCCCAUGCUAUGAGGAUGCAGUGAAGCAGCAACUGACCCGGAGUCAGCAGAUGGAUGAACUGUUGGACGUGCUCAUAGAAAGUGGAGGGUGUCCGGGCCUCCUCAUCCCAAGGUUCCACUGGCACUACGAGCACCUGUCCCCCAACCAGAUGCCCUACGACCAUGCUGCCAAUCAUGCCACCGAGAGCCACCUGCAGACUCUGCUGGGUAACCCUAUGGGACGGGGAGGGGAGAUGGGGCUCCUUAAAAUGGCCACCGAGGACGGACACCAGGAAGACGAAGGGAACAGAAACGCCGAGGAGUACGACAGCCUCCACAGCCACCACUGCCGCCCCCAACAUUCUCAGCAGGACAAACUCCAGACCAACAGAGAUCGGCUAGACACGCCUUUGUCGCCUGGUAGCAGUAAGGUGUUCGCCGUCCCUGAGGUCCAGGGGAUGGUCAGCAUGGCCUUUAGCGAGACGCCGUGGGAAACCAUGGAGUGGUUGGACCUGACGCCUCCCAGUUCCGCGAUUGCUUUCAGUGGUGCUGCUCAGCCCAGUGCACCCAGUAUCUUUAACACAGAGUUCUUGGAUGUGACGGACAUUAACUUGAACUCUGCCAUGGACCUUCAACUGGAGCAUUGGUGAAAGCAAUAAUGCCAACAUUAAUACCAAAGAACUAUUGAAUUCUUCCCUAGAUGGCUUUAGUCUAAGUGUGAGAAGUUCCUCUUUGCUGUCGUACAGUGGAAUAUUAUUUUGCUUAGUCGUCUGAAGUUUGACAGCCUAAAGAGAUGUUGUGACAUUUUAUCUUGAAUCUUAACUUUACUGAACUUAUUUUCCACCAAUGUCAUCGUAACCAAAAAGAAAAAAACCCAGGUGCUUUUUGAUACAAUUUGUGUCCAUUUUGAACAUUGAUGCGCACAACUGUCACUGAGUUGAGGACUGACAGUGGACAUGUGUAGUACUUUCUGUACGCACCAUCAGUGUUACACCACCUAGACUUGAAGACGGAAUUUGCCAAUCACUGCAUACCUACAGAGUGAAUAUUUGUGUUACUGGAAAAAAAAAAGAAAAGAAAAAUCCCCCCAAAAGAUUAACAAGAAUAUCUGGAUUUCAUAGAAGCGGCCAAAUUGUAAAUAUCACAAUAGUUUUGGAAAAUCUCACAUCUACAUGCUGUUGUCAAAGGUGUGGGAGAGAGUACAACCCAAAAAUGAAAUGUAUAAUGCAACCAUUUCAACAUUUGAUGUAAAUAUGGUA